Molecule: messenger RNA, 1341 nt
Organism: Meloidogyne enterolobii
Lineage: Eukaryota; Metazoa; Nematoda; Chromadorea; Rhabditida; Meloidogynidae
Source: the annotation of a GenBank genome assembly
AUGGACGAUAGUUGGCACUCUGGGCAAUCUUUACUUCAUCAUAAUCGCAAUAUUGUUUUGUUCAGCAAUCCACCACGAACAGACUAUAGUCAUCAUCAACAAAUUCACCCUUUAGCAGUUCAACAACAUAAUCAUCCCCCAUUUGGUGCCUCUACUUCGAGAAACGCUGCUUUGGUUGCAUCUGCAGAAGCUGCUCCUCAAAAUGAGUGUGUUACUGCUUGGGAACCUUUACAGUUGCGACAGGAAUGGACAAUUCACAACUUCACCAAAGCAUUGGAUCUGGCCACUUUUGGUACCUGCAUGCGUAGUCGUAAUUUUAGAGAUGAGAGCAUGCCUGACAUUUGUUGGCAACUUUGCUUAUAUCCUGGAGGGAAAAGAGAGGAGAAUUCUGGGAAUGUUUCUCUUUUUCUGAAGAUGUCGACAACUGAGAACCAGAGAGAGUUCACUGUCCGUGCUGAGUAUCGUUUCUACUUUUUGGAUGACACUGGCGCUGCUCGUUUUAGCAAUGUGAAUACUGGCGAUUUCAAAGUCAAACCAGCCAAAGGAUCACACUCUUGGGGCCUUAGAAAUAUUCCUCGUCAAAAAGUUCUCAACUGUAUUCGCUCAAACAAUUCUCUCCAUAUCGUCUGUCAAAUUGAGCUAGUUCCGGAUUUUAACAAAUUGCAAACACACGUGCGUCGUGAACAUCGUAUUGACCCGAUAAUUCUAACCAAAGAAUUUUUGGAACGUAACCACAAAAUGUUUAUUUCUGGUGAAGGUUCAGACUGUAUUGUUGAAUGUGGUAAUCAAGAAUUUCCUGUGCACAAAUUUGUUUUGAUGGCUCAUUCUGAUGUUUUUCGUGCAAUGUUUAAUCAUAAAGAUACUUUGGAGAGUGUUGAAUCUCGUAUUCGAAUUACAGAUUUUGGGCCGGAGACUGUUCAUCAAAUGCUUACUUAUAUGUAUUCUGGAGGACUUCCUGAAGACUUUUCUGACGAGCAAGCAUCUAAUCUAAUUGAAAUUUCGGAGAAGUACCAGUUGGAUUCUCUUAAAAUUAUUUGCCAGGAUAAACUGAUUUCACGUCUCUCAAUGGCCAAUGUUUGUUCAAUGGUAACUAUUGCCGAUAUUCACAAUGCUGAUUUACUUAUGUCUGCAUGCAUUCCUUUGGUUCGUAGCCAUAUACGUCAACUUAUGGCUAGUCAGGAAUGGACUGAAAUGAAGACAAAUAACCCUCGUUUGCUGAAUCUUGUCUUGGAGAAGGUGAUAGUCAUUAGCGAGAAGAAUCUCCCGACACCACAACAGAAGAAUCUCCAACCGCCGCAAAAACGUAUUCGUUUGAACGAUAUGUAUUACCAUCCAAGUUAG